CACAUUUCCACGAGUGAAGCAGAUAGUUGAACGACAAUGACAACGCUGGAAGAAGCCAAGGCCUUUUUGAAGAAGGAGUCACCUGACGGGACGAACCUUUAUGAUCAUUUGGGAGACGUGUUACUGAAGAUCAUCGUUGAACGUCCAGAAAACCUUCACGAGAUGUUCGAGAACAUCUCGACGUCAGUCAAGCAACAACGCUACUUAGCCCCACCUCUACCACCGACUGACGGAGACUCGCAACUGUCAAGUUAUAAGAAACAAGCACAAACACACCAAGAAAACUGGUGCAAUGUGGCUUUGGAGCUUCUGAAACUUAAGUCACAAGACGACGCUCCAUCCGAGGCUGCUACCGGUGUAGCGGAUUUAUUGGAUGAAGCGAAUAUGUUCGAGUGGGCUGGCCUGGGGUUCUCCAAGGGAGAGACCUUUCGACUGUCGCUGGCUCUUCAGCGCUUAGCGCAAUCUAACAACACUGUAAAUAUGCGCUUCUGGGGCAAGAUUCUAGGUCGUGGAGCAGACUAUUACGUCGCUGAAGGGGAGCUGUCUACUGCAUAUGAACCCGAAGAUUUAGACGCCGAGGAAAGUGCCACCGGAGCCAACAAACUCACGUAUUGGGCCAUGAAAGACAACGGAAUGUACCAGUGGGUCCAGUUGCCUCCAGUUGGACGUGAUCAGAUCUUAGCAGCGCGACAACUUCGUCGGUAUGUUCGAGGAGACUUGGAGGCGCCAGUUCUAGGCCACCCACCGUUUCCAGGUGUGGAGAAGAAUUACUUACGAGCUCAGAUCGCUCGUAUCUCGUCUGGAACGGUAUUGUGUCCUGCUGGGUACUUUGAAGUGAACGAGGAAGGAGACAUUACGCCGGUUGAAGAACCAGAGAUCAAAGCGACAGCUGAUCUACUGGACUUAGGUAGUUGGACGCACUACACGAAAGAGAUUAACGCUCGUUACGGUCGUAUGACGCCCAUGCCACCGCUAACGAACGCUGACGGGGAGGAGGAGCCACGUGAAGGUGGGGAGUUCGUACCGCCAUUACGAGCGUUGAGUGAGGACAAGCCAAUGUCGUGGCGAGUUGACCGACUGCCAGGGACGUUGCAGCCUUCGGUAGGCGAGGUGGCGGUUGUACGGAGUCUCGUGUGGCCCGGAGCUGUGAGCAUCGCAGUGGGCAAGAAGUUCCUGAACGCUUACGUGGGUCACGGAGUCAAGUAUCUCUCGGAACCAUUCCAGUUGGCUCCCCCGCAGCGACUGCAGACUGGCAGUUGUGUGGGCUUGAGUGAGGAGAACGCGGAAGAGGGAAAGUCUACACUGCGUUGUGAGAUCCCAGUCGAGCAGCCUGAUCUACUCGAAGAUCCAUCACCAGUAGCAGAAGAAGAAGAGGAAUGA
Phytophthora infestans T30-4 is the source of this 1380-nucleotide messenger RNA. RefSeq names its product flagellar radial spoke protein, putative. Bases 37 to 1380 code for a protein of 447 amino acids. Lineage: Eukaryota; Oomycota; Peronosporomycetes; Peronosporales; Peronosporaceae. The record is from RefSeq and is a predicted model, not a curated record. The transcript is spliced from 2 exons. Gene Ontology annotation, cellular component: radial spoke; axoneme. Gene Ontology annotation, biological process: axoneme assembly; cilium movement involved in cell motility; cilium assembly.